This is a messenger RNA of Uranotaenia lowii, 2479 nucleotides long. RefSeq names its product probable serine/threonine-protein kinase DDB_G0277071. Gene Ontology annotation, cellular component: junctional membrane complex; endoplasmic reticulum membrane; plasma membrane. NCBI's taxonomy places the organism in Eukaryota, Metazoa, Arthropoda, Insecta, Diptera, Culicidae. Bases 11 to 1804 code for a protein of 597 amino acids. The record is from RefSeq and is a predicted model, not a curated record. The transcript has 5 exons.
AAACAAAUCAAUGCAUACAGAUUCCAAUGCUAGUUUUAUAGUAGAAGAUGAACAAUUAGACGGUGGUGUGAUAGAAACUUAUAUGGGUGAAUGGAAGAAUGACAAACGUUGUGGAUACGGUAUCUCUGAACGAAGUGAUGGAUUAAAGUAUGAAGGAGAAUGGUUUGGUAAUAAAAAGUAUGGCUAUGGUGUUACGACGUUUAAAGACGGUACGAAAGAAGAAGGAAAAUAUAAAAAUAACGUACUUAUUACUAGUCAAAAAAGAAAACAUUUAUUUUUAAUUCGGUCUGCCAAGUUCCGAGAACGAAUAGAUGCGGCUGUUGAUUCUGCUCAACGCGCGUCGAAAUAUGCACUACAAAAGGCUGAUAUUGCUGUAUCAAGAACUGCUACAGCAAGAGGUAAAGCAGAAUUGGCAGACGUUGCAGCGGACCAUGCACGCGUAGAUGCUGAUUUAGCUGUCAAAAUGGCAAGAGAUUUUGCCCCUGAUUUCAAACCACAGUUAUUGGAACGAUUCGAACGUUUGAAACGGGAACGAUAUAGGACUACUAUAGACUAUACAAUCAAACAAACUCCAUCCAAUUCGACACCAAAAUCAACCAUUUUAAAUAAUGUUGUUAAUAAUCAAAACUUAUACAAUCAACAGUCUAUGGAAACUCGCCCUUCAACUCACAGCCCCGAUUUUGAAUAUCAGAAAUCUGUAAACCGAAAGCUGUCACAGUCUCUCGAUCACGGAGCUCAAAAUCAUUUAAUGCUAAACAAUAUACAGAACACGCAUGUUAAUACGUUUUCCAAUUAUCAUCAACCGAACACGUCGGAUUCGAGAAAUGUGAUGCAAAUGUCUCAUCAGCCAACGGGAGACAUGAACUACAAUGAUUUACAGCAAAAGAGUUAUCAGGAAGAUCAGAAUAAUUAUCGAGCGAUUCAUCAAACUACAGUCAAGUCAAAUAUGGUUCCGGUAACAAGUCAAACUUCUAUUGAUUAUUUCGAUCACUACAAAAGACCACCCAGUAGGGAUGGUUCUGUAGAUAGAUAUUCCCGAGCGGCGGGCAGGUUAGGGGGCAUGCAGUCUAGACAAUCGUCAAUAGAUAGAACAAUUUCUAAUCAAGCCGUUUUAAACGAAAGUUUGCCUGAACGGUCAACAAGAGCAGGAUCCCAAAUGCGUGGUGUUACGCCAAACAGAAGUCUGAUAAAUGCUGUAUCAACUGGUAAUGGAAUAAGCCAUCAAACUGCGUCUAGAGCAGGAACACCUCUUCAUCAAACUUCGACUGAAGCAUCAUUUUCAAACACAAACCAACCAUUCGAAGACGUUUUGAUACGUCAGCGAACGCUAGGACAAGAUAUUAUUCCUUCCCCAUCACAGCCCAAACGAACUGAAAGUCUUUAUUUGUCCAAUCCGGUUUCGAAUGCUAACAAUUCGAGCGCUGCAACUAGUGGGCGCAUACUUGUAAGCAGAAGUGGUGGUGGUGGUGGCGGUGGUGGUGGCGGUGGCGGAGGAGUUGUGUCCCGGGCUCCCAAGUCCGUACCCAUUAAUACUACGCUGCAAAGGAAGAAAUCUUUACCUGAUGUCCAACAACUACCGUAUUCCACCAGCGCUAUGAGUAGAGAAGAGGUAUCGAUGCUGGGCUCUGCUAGAAGAGAAGAAGUUCGGAGGCAAAUUGAUGAAACAGAACGCCUUAAGGCAAACCCGCUUUUGUAUCUCGUUAGUCCAAAAGUAAAGGACUGGUUCUCUCGGCAACAACUUGUGAUGCUGGUACUGAUAAUCAAUAUAGCUUUGGCGAUAAUCUUCAUCAAAAUGCUCACAUAGCAUCGACUUCAUGAGAUGUUUGCAUUUCAGCACCAUUUGAGAUAUGUUAUCGCAUCUUUACGAAAAAGCGCGAAACAAUCGGUGAAAUUGAAGCGAACAUUAUGGGAUACCUCUUAACUCUUUAUAUGGUGCUUUUAAAGAUUCCUGAGCACUUAAGAAUGUAAUUAUUAAAAUCAACAAAAAAAAACUGUAAUCUUUGGAACUUGGACUGGAUUGUUUGAUUAAAUUAUUCAGAAAAGUAAUUCGUAUUGCUACUGAGGCGAAAAAAAACUUUAUCAUCGAAACCUUCGAUUCAAUGGUGCCUACAUUAUCACUAUGCAUUGUAAAUAAAUAUGAUUUUGAAUGAUUAAUAGAUCAUCUUUUUAAAUUUCUUUGUUAAAAUAAACUUUAAGUUAGGUUAAAUGUUAAAUAUUAGAAGUUGUAUGUUUCAUAGAACGAAUAUAAAUCCGAACCGAUUCUAACUCUUAAUUUCAAACGGCAGUGGUACGAUGUUGUUGUGCUAUAAUUAAAGAAGUGGUUAUUUUAUCGAAACGUGAAGGCAUCAUGUGCGUUGAAUUAUUUCUGUUUCUUUAUUAAUAGUUUAGGAAAAAAUAUUUAUCAAAAUUUUUACUGAUAAUUAAUAUUAUUUUCAAGACACAAUAAAAAUUAUUAAAAUAUCAUAGUUCUUUUCUAACA